Messenger RNA from Macrosteles quadrilineatus (aster leafhopper), 1272 nucleotides. RefSeq lists its product as uncharacterized. The record is from RefSeq and is a predicted model, not a curated record. Bases 1 to 1272 code for a protein of 423 amino acids. The transcript is spliced from 3 exons. NCBI's taxonomy places the organism in Eukaryota, Metazoa, Arthropoda, Insecta, Hemiptera, Cicadellidae.
AUGUCGAGUAUCGGUAGAGUCUCGGAAUUUAAUCCCCACGAAGAGGACAUCAGUUCGUAUUUAUUACGACUCAAGCAUUACUUCAAGGCCAACGAUGUCAAGUCGACGAAUCAUGUCUCCAUCUUGAUAACAGUGAUUGGGCCUAAGAUUUUGGCUGUGUUAAUGGACUUAAUAUCCCCUAAGAAGAUUGACGAUGAAACAUACGAAAGCCUAAGUAAAACAUUGGAAGAACAUUUUGCUCCUAAAAGGCUCGUUGUUGCGGAACGAUAUACGUUUUAUAGUCGUUGUCAAAAACCGGCAGAGUCAAUAGCGGAAUUUAUGGUCGCUAUCAAACAUUUAGCCAGUACUUGUAAUUUCGGUACAUUCUUAAAUGAUGCUUUGAGGGACAAACUAAUAUCAGGCAUUAGUAAUGAUGGAAUAAGGCAAAAGUUGCUUUCCGAAGAAUUAGAUUUGAGCAAAACUUUUGCUCAAGCGCUCAUGCUAGAACAGGCUGAAAGCGCAACCGCUACUGGUAGUCAUGAACCCAAGCCUAAUGAGGCAGCCAAAGAUGGGGUUUUACCUAACCUAACCGGAAAGGUUUCUAUAGAACCUAAUGAGGUUAAGGCAUUAAAACAAAAAUAUGUCUCUGUAUUUAGAGGUGGUCCGGGGGAGAUCAAAGAUGUUGAGGCUAGGAUAGUCUUAAAAGAAAACUCUAUCCCUAAGUUUUGUAAAUAUAGACCUGUUCCGUACGCCUUGCGUACUUCUGUUGAACAAGAGAUUGAUCGGAUGAUAUCCGAAGGUAUUGCCUACCCUGUUACAAGCUCACAGUGGGCUACCCCAAUAGUAGUUAUACAAAAGAAACAAGGUGUCCGCUUGUGCGGGGACUUUAAAGUUACUCUGAACCAGGUUAUACAGUCAGAACAUUAUCCGUUGCCGCAGCCCGAAGAUAUAUUUGCCUCGUUAGCAGGCUGUAAAUGUUUUUCUGUGUUGGAUUUGGAGGCGGCGUACCUCCAGCUUGCUGUUGCAGAGGAGUCUCAGGAACUUCUGACAUUGGCGACACAUAAAGGUCUCGUGCGGCUACGUCGCUUACCAUAUGGCUUGUCGUCAGCCCCGGCCCUCUUCCAGGCGGCGAUGGACAAGAUAAUUGGAGGACUCCCAGGUACAGUGGCGUACCUGGAUGAUGUGUUGGUUGGUGGAUCAUCCCGAGAGGAGGCUCUAACAAGAUUGGAACAUGUUCUGCAGCGACUUCAAGGCUAUGGAGUUAAGAAAGGACGAACCUUGGGUAUGGUCUAA